UCCUUACAUUAGAACUUUGAUCAUAAGAUCUAGAAAAAUCUAGAUCUCUAGAUCUAGGCUAGAAUUGAAAGAACAUUUUUUUACUUCACAAACAUUUGAAAUUGGACAGUGAUCUUCAUCCAUUUCAUCUAGAAAAUCUAGACAUAGAAAACUUGUAUUAAAUGGCUGGGCAGGUGUGUUUUUUGUUAGAAAGCAGUCCUCAUACAUUUUUGUUGUUUCAAAGUGAAAGUAGGCCUACUGACCCUACUGCCGAAGUCGAGAAACAGAGAAGUGAAUGGAAAAAUCCCCUUUUCUCUGAUAGGGAAAGAUAUGGUGAAUUUCAUACGUUGUUUCCACAUCUGAUAAAGCAGCCUGCUAAAUUUGUUGAAUAUUUCGGAAUGAAUUAUGAAACUUUUAAGUAUAUACUGACUGGCAUUGACAUUGUAAUAAAGCCAAAAGGAAUGGAAAGUAAUUUUGAAGUCUGCAUCUCACCAGAAGAAAGGUUGGCUUUGACAUUAAGGUUUAUGUCAACUGGCAUAGCAUUCAGAUCUCUUUCGUUUUUAUUUCGCAUUUCACACUGUGAUAUUUCUAAGAUAAUAUACGAGACAUGUAUUGCUAUUUGGGAGCAAUUUGUGCUAAAGCACAUGCCUUAUCUCACAGAAGAAUUGCUUGAGCAGACUGCUAAAGAAUAUGAGAAUAUCAGAAGGUAUCCAAACUGUGUCGCCACUAUCAGCAGCAUUCAAUUUUGCAACAAGUGUCCAAAGAAUUCUGAUUUGGAUGACAGCAGCAGUAAUAAACUUUAUUAUAUUAAUCUUCAAGGACUGGUUGAUUCAAAAUAUAAAUUUUUAAGUGUAGAGGCUGUAACUAAUGAACAUCAAAAUGAGGGUUCUUUUUUCCUUGAGUCAGCUCUGUAUAAACACCUAGAAGAAGGGACUUUCCCAUUUCCUGGACCAAGGCCAUUACCUGGCACAGCUACCAAACAUCCUUAUGUUGUAGUUGGAGACCAAAGGUAUCCUUUGAAGGAAUAUCUUAUGCGUCCCUAUACAUCAGGAUCUGAAAAGAUUUCACCUACAAUUGAAGCUUUUAACAUUCGACAUAAUCAAGCUAAAGAAGCAGCGGAUCGAGCAUUUGGUAUUUUAGUUGCCAAAUGGAAAUGUUUAAAGACAGGGUUACAAAUGGAUCAACAGCAUGUUGAUACAUUAGUUACAACUGCUUGCUUAUUGCACAAUAUAAUAAUAGAUAAAGAGGGGGUUAUGGAUGCAAAUAUGUUGCCGAAUUCUGUUUCCGUGACUAAAAGUAGUAGAUCAUCUGUUACAAGAUCACAGUGUAGAUUAAAGAACUACAACAGAGCUAGUCAGGAAGCACAUAAAAUUCGGGAUAUUUUCAAAACAUAUUUUAAGUAUCAUUAUUAAAAACUGUUUUAUUUAAAAACUUGUUCUGAUGGAAAUAUUGCUUUUAUUUUAGUAAACAUGUAAUUUAUACAGUUAUAGCAGUGUUUUUAACCUAGUCAACAACUAGGCAGAGGUCUGACACUUGUAUUGGAAAUUCGCUGGUAUAAAUAAAGUUAUUUUAGUUGGUCGAAUUAAUUUAUUUUCCUUGACCAAAGACUCAUGUUAAGUGUCAAUUACGUAAUGUAAAUUGAG
Physella acuta is the source of this 1622-nucleotide messenger RNA. Its product is annotated as putative nuclease HARBI1. The record is from RefSeq and is a predicted model, not a curated record. NCBI's taxonomy places the organism in Eukaryota, Metazoa, Mollusca, Gastropoda, Physidae.